AUGAAGAUUAAAGAACUGAAGAAGACUGUUAAUGUGAGCUGGUCGCCAGCGGAGCAUUAUCCCAUAAUGCUCGCGGCCGGCUCCGCUGCUCAGCAAGUGGAUGCUUCCUUUAGCUCCAAUGCUUCGCUGGAACUUUACUCCUUGAAUUUGGAGGAACCCGGAAUGGAUUUAGAGCUUAAGUCCAGCUUGCAGACACAACAUAAAUUUCAAAAAAUUGUUUGGUCAGGAGCUGGAGUUAUUGUAGGAGGAUGUGAUGGAGGCCUUCUUCAGUUCUACAAUUCUGAGAAAUUACUGAAUAACUCCACAGAAGCACUUGUUGGAAGUAGUACAAAACAUAAUGGCCAUGUGUCAGCGCUUGACAUCAAUCCCUACCAGAGGAACCUGCUCGCAUCAGGAGCUUCGGAGAGUGAAAUCUUCAUCUGGGACUUGAACAACACAAGUCAGCCAAUGGCACCGGGAAAUAAAAAUCAGCCAUUCGACCAUGUACAAGGCUUGGCUUGGAAUCAGCAGGGA
Messenger RNA from Iphiclides podalirius (scarce swallowtail), 513 nucleotides. NCBI's taxonomy places the organism in Eukaryota, Metazoa, Arthropoda, Insecta, Lepidoptera, Papilionidae. The record is from the annotation of a GenBank genome assembly.